GAAGACGAUUGUAGAUACUAACAAUCGAAACAUCAUGAAAACCACAUGAGUGGCAACCAAGAUGGAGGGAGUGAAAUAUUCGAGUGUCCAGGGGAAAAAAUCACAUCCCAUGUAUCAGGGAUCUUUCUUGUCCAGGCUCUUUUUCUGGUGGUUACCGUCAUUUCUGUGGAAGGGCUUGAAAAAAGAAAUAGAAGAAGACGACAUAUAUGAAACUGAGAAGUCGCAAGAAUCAGCCUUGCUUGGUGGUAAAUUGGAAAUUGCAUGGAAGGAGGAACUGAACAAAGAGAAUCCCUCAUUAGCAAAAGCACUGUUCAGGGUUUUUGGAGGUGAAUUGGCCAUAUUCGCCGUAUACCACAUAUUCGCUGAGUGUGUCAAAAUAACACAACCCAUAGUCAUCUACCACAUGCUUUCCCUAUUACAAGAUAAGAACCCAGACGAAGAUAACGGAAAGAUAAUCACCUAUGCAGCCUUUGUAGCCUUAGUAGCAUUCCUCAGAGCGGCAAGCUCCCACAACUAUCAAAUGAGUAUCGUAUUUUUAGGAAUGAAAGUUCGUAUAGCAGUUUGCUCUCUCAUAUACAAAAAAUCACUGAGGUUGAGCAAGUCUGCCCUUGCCGAAACGACCAUAGGGCAGAUGGUCAACUUGUUGACUAAUGACGUUGGGAGAUUCGAUACUGUAGCUCAAUUCUUCCAUUAUUUGUGGUUUACUCCAUUUUUGUUACUUGUAGUGGGGUAUUUUCUAUUUAUUUACGUCGGACCAAGUGGAAUUGUUGGAAUCGCAUACCUGGUGGGGUUAUUCCGAUACAAAGUGAUGUAUUUGGCAAAGUUGGUAUCUAAAUACAGAUUGCGUACAGCUACGCGAACGGAUGAAAGAGUUCGACUCAUGAACGAAAUUGUUUCUGGGAUACAAGUAAUCAAGAUGUACACCUGGGAGAAGCAAUUCAGUAAACUGACUGAAAUCAUAAGAAGGCAAGAAAUACACCAAAUUAAACUAUCAUCUAUAGUCGGAGUGCUGAAGAGAACCUACUCCAUGAUUUCCGUGAGAAUUGCCAUUUUCAUCAGCAUUUUAACAUACGUCUUAACAGGAAACACACUUACUGCCAAGUACACAUAUACAGUGCUUGUAUUCUAUGGAGUACUCAGAUUAUCGAUGUUGGCCUAUUUCACGGAAGGUCUCUCCUUCUGUGCUGAAGCGAAAGUUUCUGUGAAGAGAAUACAGCAAUUUUUAUUAUACGAAGAACUGAUGGAAACCGAUGUAACGGGAAACACUUCAUUCUCAAACGGUACAAAACCAUUGGCAAACUUCAAGAAAGAAGAAAUCGGAAUAUGCAUAGAAAACAUGUCGGCUAAGUGGGUGAAGAAGUUACCCGAGAACAUUUUGCAAGGAGUCAACUUCCACGUGGCCAGCAAUCAACUGGUAGCUAUCGUAGGUCCGGUAGGAGGUGGUAAAACGACUCUUCUAAACGUUAUUCUGAAAGAGCUAACUCCUACUGAAGGUUCAGUAGAAGUGAAAGGAACUAUAUCAUAUGCCUCCCAAGAAUCAUGGGUAUUUGGAGCUAACGUCAGGCAAAAUAUCUUGUUCGGGCAAGACUAUGAUCCCAAGAAAUACGAUGAAGUUAUUAGGGUCUGCGCUUUACGAAGCGACUUCGCUCGAUUCACUCAUGGUGACAGAACCCUUGUAGGUGAAAGAGGUGUCACUCUUAGCGGGGGACAAAAAGCACGAAUAAAUCUAGCAAGAGCAGUAUACAAAGAAGCAGACAUUUACCUCUUAGAUGAUCCACUAUCAGCUGUAGAUGCUCGAGUUGGCAAACAACUCUUCGAAGAAUGCAUUUCUGGAUACUUGAAAACCAAAUGCGUCAUUCUCGUAACACACCAGCUACAAUACCUCAAGAAUGCAAACUGCAUAUACUUAUUGAAAGAUGGCCAAGUUCAUUCGUCAGGUACCUUCGACGAGUUGAAAAAUUCUGAUUGCGACUUCACGAAACUUCUUGAAGAACUGGAAGAAGUAAAGAAGAAGGAGGAGGUUCCUACGGAAACCAUUGUUGAGAAAGAAGAUGACGUUGAUGAUGAAAAGUCACUCAUAAUCCACCAGAAAGAAAAGAAAGCCAGUGGAAAGGUAACAUGGCAUGUUUAUGAAAGCUACCUCAGAGCAGGAGGAGGAUGGUGCAAAAUAUUUGUCUUACUAUUGGGAUACAUGUUAAGUCAAUUGUUUGACAGUGUGACUGAUUAUUUUCUGUCUAUAUGGGUCAACUUGGAGCAAAUGAAGUCAAUGCAAAGAAACGAUACCUUCAUUUCAGCAUCAUAUCCAGUCGAUAGCUUAUCGAAUAGUACCACUCAACAUGUAGCAACAAAUACAGACAGCUUUCGCUCUGGAUAUUGGUUGAAGCCCAUUCUAACUCCUGACAACACACUAAUCAUCUAUACUUUUUUGAUACUAGCGACUAUUGCUGUAACAGUCCUGAUAAGAAUAGUGUUCUACAGAAGUUGUUUGAAUGCUUCCAUCAGGCUACAUGAUAGAAUGUUCAGUAAGAUUGUGCACUCGACUAUGAGAUUCUUCAAUUCAAACCCUUCGGGACGAAUACUCAACAGAUUUUCCAAAGAUAUAGGAAUUAUUGAUGAAGGCAUACCAGUGACAUUUGGAGAAACCAUAUCGAUUGGUUUUUCGGUGAUUGCUACAUGUUCGAUGGUCGCGAUACUCAACCCAUGGAUGAUGAUUCCAAGCUUCAUAAUUUUUCUAGUAUUCUACUUCAUGAGGAGAGCCUUUUUAGUAUCAAGCAGGAAUAUAAAACGCAUAGAAGCUAUAACACGCAGUCCUGUUUAUACCCAUCUUGCAGCCACGCUUCAAGGAUUGACUACCAUCCGAGCCUUUGGCGCAGAAAAAAUCCUUUCCAUAGAGUUCGACAGAUUUCAAGAUUCCUACACAUCCGCAUAUGUCAUGUUUACUAGUGCGACUCGUGGAUUUGGGUUUUGGAUGGACUUCCAUUGCAGUAUAUAUAUUUUACUGGUAAUGGUCAGCAUUUUGUUUAUCGAAAACGAUUCAUAUGUUGGCAAUGUUGGUUUGUCAAUAACUCAAGCGAUCAGUCUGACCGGAAUCUUUCAAUAUUUCUUGAGACAGUGGAGUGAAUUCGAAAACCAAAUGACGUCUGUGGAGAGGAUACAGGAAUACGCAGAUAUCAUUCCAGAACAGGAUAUCAUCACAAAAUCUCCUCCAAAAUCUUGGCCUGACAGGGGAAGAAUUGACUUCGUGAACGUGUGCAUGAAAUAUUCCAAAAAUACUCCAAUACUAUGGGAUGCCCUUGAACAAGUAGAACUCAAAAGCGUAGUGAAUGAAUUGCCUGAAGGUUUAGACAGUAAGGUCAGUGAAGGCGGCUCCAAUUUCAGUGUGGGACAGAGACAGCUCAUAUGUCUUGCUCGAGCCAUAGUACGCAAAAACAAAAUUCUAGUACUAGACGAGGCCACAGCCAAUGUAGACCCACAGACAGAUGCUCUGGUCCAGAAUACCAUAAGACAAAAAUUUUCCAACUGUACAGUAUUAACCAUUGCUCACAGGCUGCACUCCAUAAUGGAUUCAGAUAAGGUGUUGGUAAUGGACGGUGGAGAAGCAGUAGAAUUCGAUCAUCCGUUUAACCUUCUGCAGAUGAAUAGAGGGGUUUUCCAGGAACUUGUUAACCAAACUGGAGCUUCGAUGGCUCAAAAUCUGUAUGCUAUUGCUGAAGAGAACUUUUCGCUGAAGAAGUAAUUUCAUGUUUGAAACAAGGUUGACAAUGUUUCAUGGUGACUUCCAUCAGUUCGGACUCCUAUUGUCUAAUAUGACUUUAAUACAUUUGGAAAUC
This is a messenger RNA of Leptinotarsa decemlineata (Colorado potato beetle), 3830 nucleotides long. Its product is annotated as ATP-binding cassette subfamily C member 4. Gene Ontology annotation, biological process: transmembrane transport. Gene Ontology annotation, molecular function: ATP binding; ABC-type transporter activity; ATP hydrolysis activity. Lineage: Eukaryota; Metazoa; Arthropoda; Insecta; Coleoptera; Chrysomelidae. Gene Ontology annotation, cellular component: membrane. The record is from RefSeq and is a predicted model, not a curated record.